This is a messenger RNA of Etheostoma spectabile (orangethroat darter), 4732 nucleotides long. RefSeq names its product TBC1 domain family, member 25 (gene tbc1d25). Gene Ontology annotation, cellular component: autophagosome. The record is from RefSeq and is a predicted model, not a curated record. NCBI's taxonomy places the organism in Eukaryota, Metazoa, Chordata, Actinopteri, Perciformes, Percidae. Gene Ontology annotation, molecular function: GTPase activator activity. Gene Ontology annotation, biological process: regulation of autophagosome maturation; activation of GTPase activity.
AUGGCGGUAAUACAACUGUACCGACCCUCAGCCCCAUCACGAAAUGUGAAGAAGUCGACUAGUGCUACUGUUAUUGAUCACCAUGUCGGUGUAGAAGAAGGAAAACAAAACCCAGAACCACCACCCUGUUCCGAAAACGGAGUCUUUAAAAUGGCAGACGAGGAGGAGAGGGGGGUGGUUCGUGUCAAAGUCAAGAAAUGUGACGGGGUGUUUCCUGUGGAGUUUCGCUCCUUCGCCGUUGAUCCCCAGAUCACGUCGCUGGAGGUCCUGCAGCACAUUCUCAUCAGGGCCUUUGAUUUGAACGGGAAGCGGAAUUUCGGGAUCAGUUACCUGUCUCGAGAUCGGAGCGGUGCUGAAACGUACCUGUCUCUGCUGUCCGACUGGGAUUUGGAUGUCGCAUUUGUCGGUGCAGCAAAAUCACAUCUGCAGCUCAAGAUGGACAUAAAACCUUCAGAAGACAGUCCUGUUAUGGAGGAGUGGGACAUCAUCAGCCCCAAAGACGUGAUUGGCUCCGAGCAGCUACUCACGGAGCGGACUCGGUCUUUGGCAUCUGCAGCUCUUCCCUUCACACAGUCUCUACUGUCCCAGGUGGGCCGCACGCUGAACAAAGUCCAGCAGGCCCUCAGCUGGUCUUACGGGGAGGAGAUCAAGCCUUUCAAGCCCCCCCUGAGCGACGCAGAGUUUCACAAUUACCUCAACGGACAGGGCCAGUUGUCCCGACCCGAGGAACUGCGACUGCGCAUCUACCACGGCGGCGUGGAGCCUUCACUGCGCAAGGUCGUUUGGCGGUACCUGCUGAACGUCUACCCCGACGGACUGAGCGGACAGGAGAGAAUGGACUACAUGAAGAGGAAGACGAGGGAGUACGACCAGCUGAAGAGGGAGUGGACCGCCCGGGUCAGCCACGAGGACCUGGAAUUCAUCCGUGGGAAUGUUCUGAAAGACGUCCUGCGGACGGACCGGGCUCACCCGUACUACGCGGGCUCAGAAGACAGCCCCCAUCUGACCGCCCUCACAGACCUGCUCACUGCGUUCGCCAUCACACAUCCACAGAUAUCAUACUGUCAAGGCAUGAGUGAUAUUGCCUCCCCAAUCCUUGCGGUAAUGGACAACGAGGCACACGCCUUCAUUUGCUUUUGUGGCAUCAUGAAACGCUUGGAGGGGAACUUCCAGCCGGAUGGCCAGCUCAUGUCCGUCAAGUUCCAGCAUCUGAAGCUGCUUCUGCAGUACUCGGAUCCCGAAUUCUACUCUUACCUGGUGUCCCGAGGAGCUGACGACCUCUUCUUCUGCUACCGCUGGCUGCUCCUGGAGCUCAAGCGAGAGUUUGCGUUUGACGACGCUCUGAGGAUGCUCGAGGUGACGUGGAGCUCGCUGCCCCCGGAUCCUCCAGAAACCGAAGUGGAGCUCCUGGGACCGCCGGUGGACUCGGACGAAGCGGCGUCCCGCAGAGGGAAGGCCAAGACGGUUGAGAACGGUCUCGGAGACGAUAAGGAACAAAAGGAGAAUCAGCGUACACACAUGCUGAGGCCUUCGAGAGAAGAACCAGAUGUGAGCAGGAAUGUCGCCAUGGAGAAAACAGAGAGGAGCAAUGUCGGAGCUGAAAAGGAAAGCGAGGCGGGUGAAUGUGAAGUUCCUCAAGCGGCCGUGGAAAAGGCGGAUUGGCAGGCUCCGUCUCUUGAGAGGCAAACUAGUUUCGGGGAGUUUAAAUACUACUCUGCCCGAAGUGAAGAUAGCUUCCACAUGGAGGACGCUGAGCUGCCGCAGCGUUUGGUGUCUUCACAGUCAGCGACGAGCAUCGCAAGGCGCCAGUCCACGGCUGAUAGUGAGGAGGACCCAGGAGAGAGAACACCUCUCAUAAAAACCGGCGACAAUGGUUUCGCUCCAAUAUCGUCGCCCCCUCUGUUUCCUAGUGGCCUUCCGAUCUGGAAAACCGGCCCCUCUGUCUCCCCUACAUCUUCAGCGUCGCCCUCCAGCUGGCCAGGUUCUUCUCCAGACUCUCCUCCAAAACCCCCAUCUCCAUCCACGACCAGUGGAAGUGAGGCCUUACUGAGAACUGUCCCAAAAGUACUGACCAACUCUGCCCAGGUGCUCAGCAGUACAGGGAUUAACUCGCCCACAACCCCCACAGUAAAAACCUCCGUUGCGUCUCCAAACCACGCUCUGAGUCGAUCCUUACUCGCUUCGCCCAUUUUGUCCUUCGGAAGAGGCCCGUCGCUGUCUGGCGGCCGGUCGUCCUACAACAGUCUCCCUUCGCCCGGCAACAAGUCCCCCAGCACCACAGCUAACACGCCCAGUUCUUCAAAAGCUGAGACCACCAGCAUCAAGCCGUGUUCCCUGCCGCCGCCUCAAGAGUUUGGCAAAGGCAACCCCUUCAUGCUGUUCCUGUGCCUGUCCAUCCUGCUGGAGCACCGAGACCACAUCAUCAAGAACGGCUUGGACUACAACGAGCUGGCCAUGCACUUUGAUCGCCUCGUGCGGCGCCACAUGAGCCGGGUGCUGCAGCGAGCCAAGGCCUUAUUCGCCGACUACUUGCAGAGUGAAGUGUGGGACUCGGAGGAAGGGGACGAGGUCAGCUCGGACUCUCCGACGACAGCCACCGCAGCUCAGCACUCCCCCUCUUCUACCAGCUCUGCCAGGCCCAUUUACAGCCCCUUGGCGUCCCCUCAGUCGUCAUCUCCGAACUCGACCUAUAACCUCGCGACCACCAUCCCCUCCCCAACAGCUCCAGUUUCCCUUUCUCCCGUCUCCUGAUUCCACCAUGCGUCACUGGCUUCCUGUUCCCAGUGAACUCUCCUCUGUAGACUUGGUUUGUCGCCCAUUGGUUGGAGAGGUUUGUCUUUUUUUUAUACAGCCUUCCACAUUGAAUUGGGCUGUGAAUGGGUAACUAAGUUUUUGUUGUUGUUGUUUUUUUUCCACCUGGACCCAUGUUUUUGUGUUGAAGUGACUGAUGGGAGCAAGAAUAAUUUUGGAAAUCGGUCCAGUAUUAAGCAAGAACGCUGCAGUCAACACAAGCUACAAUGACAGUUAUGGGCAAUUUCCCAACUUCAAUUUACAUCCACUAAAAGUGUUUUUUUUUUUUUUUUUACCACUGACGGGCUCAAAUUAAUAUUUUAAGUAUCUGACAACAUUAUGAAAAGGAUCCCUACAGAGAUAGAUCCUAUUUGUUUAACAUGAAUCAUCCCCGAAAUCGCUGUUGCGUGACUCGCCAAACGACACUUAAAUUAACAGUAAUUUUGUCAUCGUAAGACACACUUCAUUCAAAGUCGACAGAAACAAAAUAAAACUACCAAAAAUCCAUCUUGGUUCGUCUUUCCACUGUUCCAACUGUCACCACUCUGGUUUGGGUGAAAUAAACCUUUAAUUUACCCAUUUACAUGUGGAAAUAUGCUGCUCUAUACACGCUAAAAGUAGUGAUUAUUUACAUGGAGUCUGGUGGGUUUGGAUAUUCGAUUUCUGAGCUGUUUCUGGUUAAAGAAAAAGGAUAUUACUCUUUAACAAAAAGGUCUAUAUCUCAGUAGGAAUCCUUUCCAUAGUGUUGUCAGACACUUAUAAUAUAAUAAUAAUUUGAGCUGGGGCUGGGCGAUAUGGAGAAAAUCAAAUAUCACGAUAUUUUUGACCAAACACCUUGAUAUCGAUACCGCAACGAUAUUAGUAGUAGUAGUAGUAGUAGUGUUGACUAUUGGUGCUUUCACAAAAUAUUGACACAAUGAGAUUUUUGAUGAACAAUCAUCAGUAAUGUGGAUGUAAUGACUACGUGGGUAAAGGUAAAUAAUAGAACAGUUACAACAGUCUGGUAAGUUAAGAAAAUGGCAUCACUUUACUGUACUUACAACCAGUAAAAGACACCACUUCCACAUUACAAUAUCCAAAAUAAGACGAUCUCUAGUCUCAUAUCUCAAUAUCGAUAUAAUAUCGAUAUAUUGCCCAGCUCGCGGCCCGGUGCGUUCUUGACCAAUUUUGUAAAUUUGCGUUCACGUUAAUCACUUAAACACACAAAUGCAUGAGAACAUAGGGUCCAGGUUGGAAGAAAAAACGAAAUUAACCUUUAAUGAUAUUCUCAUCCUGUGUAUGAUUGAAUACAUAGUUACUUCUAUUUAUUAUUACUUACGUCUGUAAUCGUAAUAAUUGAUUUUUAAAUCAACCGUUAAAGCUCGGCUGUUUUAUUGUCUGUCCUGGAGAGAGGGAUGACGGAGCUUGAUUUCUCAAGGUUCCCGAUGCAUGACACGUUAAACCCUGGGGGUUCUGGUGGAGGUUUACGAGAACCAACAACCACCUGGUGCAUUUAGCCUGCGUUGCCCUUUUUAUGAACUUUGUUUACAAGCUCCUCUUAUGUCCAAUGAGCCACAAAAGUGUCUUAACUAAAGCACUUGAGUUAGUUUUAAAGAUUAGGGAAAAUAGGGACUCUGAUUUGUUGUCAGUCUUUCACGAGGUGAACUGAUGACGACCAUAGACUGUAAAAAAAAAAAAAUGUGCGUCGCCAUUUUGUUUGUUUUUUGCAACCGGAUGUGAUGCCUUUUGUCGGCAGAAAGACAAACAAGACGUUUGUAGGCGACCAAAAUGUUCCAGUUAACUUUAAUGAAGUGAAAACACAAUGAGACUGGCUAAGUUUGAGAUGAAAACACAGUGUUAGCAUGGUUAGCAUCGCUAGGCCUCUGUCCUGACUGACGGGUCCUGAAGCGUCAGCUGCUUUAUCGUCUGUUUUAAAAUAAACGGGAGCAUCAUUUACUAAAUG